Messenger RNA from Cebus imitator (Panamanian white-faced capuchin), 1869 nucleotides. RefSeq names its product integrator complex subunit 12 (gene INTS12). The transcript has 8 exons. Lineage: Eukaryota; Metazoa; Chordata; Mammalia; Primates; Cebidae. Gene Ontology annotation, biological process: snRNA 3'-end processing. The record is from RefSeq and is a predicted model, not a curated record. Bases 378 to 1766 code for a protein of 462 amino acids. Gene Ontology annotation, cellular component: integrator complex.
GCUUUCGGAGCCCGCCAGUGCGGGAACCGUUUCCGAAGAGGCCACCGGGACCAGACGGAUCGGCAGGGCGGGGCGGAACGCUUUCAGCCACUUGAUUGGUUUGGAAUCGGAGCCUUUUCUCCUGCAAUUCCAGGUGUCCCUAAGGCAUCUGUUAUCCAGAACCAAGUGGAGGAAUGAAAGCGGCAGCAUCUUUAAAAGAAUGUUUAUUGGAAGGGAUUGCGAGAGCUUGCGAAGUCAUGAAGGAAAAAGUUUUUUAGAGUCAUUAUGAAAUGGAAAUGGUAAUACUGCACUCUGUGUGAAUAGAUUCAGUUUCCUUCAUCUGGGGCACAUGCGUAUGAUCAACUUUGGACUUCUUUUGAGAUUGGCAGGUGUUUGCAAUGGCUGCUACUGUGAACUUGGAACUUGAUCCCAUUUUUUUGAAAGCACUAGGUUUCUUACAUUCAAAGAGUAAAGAUUCUGCUGAAAAGCUAAAAGCACUGCUUGAUGAAUCUUUGGCUCGGGGCAUUGAUUCCAGUUACCGUCCAUCCCAAAAGGAUGUGGAGCCACCCAAAAUUUCAAGCACAAAAAACAUUUCCGUUAAGCAAGAGCCCAAAAUAUCAUCCAGUCUUCCUUCUGGCAAUAAUAAUGGCAAGGCCCUCACAACUGAAAAGGUAAAGAAGGAAGCUGAAAAGAGACCUGUUGAUAAAAUAAAAUCAGACGUCACUGAAGGAGUUGAUAUUCCAAAGAAACCUAGAUUGGAGAAACCAGAGACACAGUCCUCUCCCAUUACUGUCCAAACUAGCAAGGACUUAGCUAUGGCUGACCUUUCCAGUUUUGAGGAGACCAGUGCUGAUGAUUUUGCCAUGGAAAUGGGAUUGGCCUGCGUUGUUUGUAGGCAAAUGAUGGUGGCAUCUGGUAAUCAAUUAGUAGAAUGUCAGGAGUGCCAUAAUCUCUACCACCGAGACUGCCAUAAACCCCAGGUGACAGACAAGGAAGCAAAUGACCCUCGCCUGGUGUGGUAUUGUGCCCGAUGCACCAGACAAAUGAAAAGAAUGGCUCAAAAAACUCAGAAACCACCACAGAAACCAGCCCCUACAGUUGUUUCUGUAGCUCCUGUUGUGAAAGAUCCAUUGGUUAAGAAACCGGAAACUAAACUGAAACAAGAGACAACUUUUCUAGCAUUUAAGAGAACAGAAGUCAAGACAUCCACAGUUAUUUCAGGAAAUUCUUCUAGUGCCAGCGUUUCCUCAUCAGUAACUAGUGGCUUAACUGGAUGGGCAGCUUUUGCAGCCAAAACCUCCUCUGCUGGUCCCUCAACAGCAAAAUUGAGUUCAACAACACAAAACAAUACUGGGAAACCUGCUACCUCAUCAGCUAACCAGAAACCUGUGGGUUUGACUGGUCUGGCAACAUCAUCCAAAGGUGGAAUAGGUUCCAAAAUAGGUUCCGGUAAUAGCACUACACCCACUGUACCGUUGAAACCACCUCCACCUCUAACCUUGGGUAAAACUGGCCUUAGUCGCUCAGUUAGUUGUGACAAUGUCAGCAAAGUAGGUCUUCCUAGUCCAAGUAGUUUAGUUCCAGGAAGCAGCAGCCAACUAAGUGGGAAUGGAAAUAGUGGAACAUCAAGACCUAGUGGAAGUACUACUAGCAAAACUGCUUCAGAAUCCAGCAGCUCUUCCUCAGCAUCCCUUAAAGGUCCAACCUCACAAGAAUCACAGCUCAAUGCUAUGAAGCGAUUACAGAUGGUCAAGAAGAAAGCCGCCCAAAAGAAACUCAAGAAGUAAUGUGGCCAAGUAGUUUUUUAUAUCAUAAUAGCCUAAAGAUGAAAGACUUAUUAGGAUAUAAUCUGUAACAUACUGUAAUUUAAUAAACAUCUUCAUAAUCAAA